Messenger RNA from Heterostelium album PN500, 711 nucleotides. RefSeq lists its product as uncharacterized. Lineage: Eukaryota; Evosea; Eumycetozoa; Acytosteliales; Acytosteliaceae. The coding region runs from base 1 to 711 and encodes 236 amino acids. The transcript has 5 exons. The record is from RefSeq and is a predicted model, not a curated record.
AUGUUUUAUAAAUGUUGUGGUGUAUCGGUAGAUGUGAGUUCAGCAUGUGCAAAUCUACAAUCGGCAAUCAAUGGCUAUAUGUCAACCGAUGAAAGAUAUUCAAAUAAACAUCUAUUACAUAUUAUAAUGGCACCUGGUUACUAUCCAGCUUCAAACAAUAGUAAACUAAAUCUUUGGGGAAUCAAUGUAAUUAUUGAAGGUUCACAAAGUCAAGAACAACAACAACAACAUAAACAACAAAUACAACAACAACAAGUAACACAACAAUCAAUAACUAUUGAUUUACAAUCUAUUGCUGGUUUUAUCUAUUUGGAGGAGUUAAUGUUUGUUAGUGAUACAAAUAUUACACUUUUAAACUUGGUGGUUACCAAUGCCUAUCAUGAGAAUGCAGGUAGUAUCAUCAAUACAUAUUCGAACGAAACAUCGAUGGUAACUCUGUUGUCUUGGUUACCAACACAAACUUUACAUUCUUUUCCAAUCAGAUGCUGUCCAUUGUCAAUGGUUCAUUGUGAGAACACCGGCAGUCUUGGAACCAACAUGAACAUAGACGGUAUUGACUCGCUGCUUAUCGAGAACAGUGUGUUCAGUGACACCAAAGGGCUACUCUAUGGAAACGCCAUCUAUUUGUUUGAUGUUAGCACUGCGUUGCUGCAGGAUAACACAUUCACAAACAAUGGUGUAGCACAAACUAGGUCCUUGUUUAACAAUUGA